GCAUAUACGCACUUUCUGACAAACACAUUUUCCACAAAACGCACGAGUUUACAUCUCAUAUACAGAGCGGUGAUGCGAUGAAACCAUCGUCGGUUGCGCUGUGAAAAUGGUUCUCCGAUGUGUGUGGGGAGAGUGUAAUGGCGACGAGCGAUACCCAGAUAGGGUAAAACUGAAAGGAAAUUUAAUACCUUUUCCAAAGCCCAAAAAAGAAAAAGAAAAGUGUUUACGGUGGAUUCGUGCCUGUGGCAGACGUCAUGCUUACCUAAAUAUCAACAGGGUAAACAAACACACAGCUGUCUGCUCAACGCAUUUUGUUGGAGGCAAAGGUCCAACCAUUGACUAUCCCGAUCCGAUAAAUGGAAUUAAUGGAACACCACCUGUACGCAGACGGCCCCCACCAAAAAUAAGAACAAACAAAUUUAAGACACCACAACAAGAUAUUACAGAAAUAUCAAACAUGAAGACUGAUGAAAAUUGCAAGUACAAAAGUUCUACAUCUCAAACAGACAACCAAUGGGUUUCAGCAAUUGAUUUCUUGGCUUUGGCAGCUGAAAACAAGGAACUUCACUCCAAGUUAAAAAUUUGUGAAGAAAAACUACAAAAACCCAUAUCUAAUUUUGGUGUUGAACAUGUAUUAGCAGGAACACAUAUAAAAGAUCUUUUUAGAUACUACACAGGAAUAACAUUCAUUAGAUUUGUAGCAUUGCUAAACUUCUUAAUUCCUUCAAAUGUGAGUCUACAUAGAAAUGUAACUCGGCAUGAUGUUAGAUCUAUGUCCAACAAAGAUGGUCUGUUUUUGACUCUAUUUCGAUUACGACAUAAUUUUGGAUUAAAGGAUCUGAGUAUGAGAUUUUGUGUUGCAAUACAGUCAGCUGGCAUAAUAUUGAAUACUUGGAUUGAACAUAUGUAUUUCAUGUUUGGCCAGUUAUCCAUAUGGCCCCACAGGGAUAUAAUAAUUAAUAAUAUGCCAAUGAAGUUUAAGAAAGAUUAUCCAAAAACAUUAGUAAUAAUUGAUGCAACUGAGUUGAAGACACAGACUCCAAGUUCUAUGGGUCUCCAAAGUCAGUUAUACAGUGACUACAAGUCAAAUACAACACUUAAAGGCCUUAUUGCUUGUGACCCAAAUGGCUCUGUAAUUUUUAUUUCAGAAUUAUAUUCUGGGUCAAUCUCAGAUAAGCAAAUUACUCAAGACAGUGGAUUUUAUGAAUUACUAAGUAAACUUUUAGCAUUGGGGUAUAUAAAUGAAGGUGAUGCUGUAAUACUUUAAUUAUAAUAAUAUUAGGUACAGCCUAUUAAAAUUUUCAGCAUAAAACAUUUAUUCCUUUUUAUAUGUUCUACAAUUGCUUUUUAUAUUGCACAUGCAUAACAUUGACAAUAAUAUUCUCUUCUUCACUUCAUACAUUUCUUAACACAUUCAAGGUUACCAGAGAUAACAAAUAUACAACUUCAGCAUCUAAUUGGACUAGAAGAUACACCUAUGCAUUACUUAAUAUCAUCAAACCACCCAAAAGUCAGCACUACACUUGGGAAUGUUCAGAUUGGAUCAGUGCUUUCAUACCAGGUACGUAUGUGAACAACACCUAUAUUUGAUGUUGAAGAAUUUGUGGCAAAGACAAGCCAAACCAGUCACUUGUCGCAAAUUGUGUUACAGAGAAAAUGGCCAAAACAUGCUGGAAUGUCAAAUUUUUA
Messenger RNA from Anneissia japonica, 1689 nucleotides. RefSeq lists its product as uncharacterized. NCBI's taxonomy places the organism in Eukaryota, Metazoa, Echinodermata, Crinoidea, Comatulida, Comatulidae. The record is from RefSeq and is a predicted model, not a curated record. The transcript is spliced from 5 exons. Bases 107 to 1267 code for a protein of 386 amino acids.